Messenger RNA from Paramecium primaurelia, 831 nucleotides. Lineage: Eukaryota; Ciliophora; Oligohymenophorea; Peniculida; Parameciidae. The record is from the annotation of a GenBank genome assembly.
AUGUCCUAAGGAAAUUAAAAUCCAGAACUUUAAGCUGAAUAAAUUGAUAUAAUUCGAAAGAAACCUAGUCUAAAGUUUCAACCUGAAGAGAAUUAUCAAAAAGAUUAGUAUUACUUAUUUUAUUACUAAUUUCUAAAUUAGAAAUGAAUUAUAGAGUGUGAAAACCAAUAAGUAAGAACCUAUUUUUUUCCAAGAUCCUAAAUUGGAAGAUAAACAUUGUUUAUUAAAUAUUAUAGUAGUUAAAUAGAUAGAAUCUAAGCAAUUAGCUAAAUCGUAUACUCAAUAUUUAUUUGAUAUUAUUUUAGAAUUCAUGCAUCUCAUUAACUUGGAGGAGUAUUUUUAUUUAUAGUAACUGCAAUCAAACUACUUGGUUUAAAUAAAUUUACUACUAUUUCAUUUACUAUAGCCAUCUUGAUCAUUAUAUCGUAACAAAUAAAUAUUUUACAAUGAGUUCUUUACUCUGGAUUUUAAGUGUCGCCAUUGGGACAAUUGGUAUAAGAAGACAAAAACCUAAUUCUUUAAUCUUCUAUUUUUUGGGAAUAUUUGUGUCAUUUUUAAUUGAAUUUUCAAGUACUAUUGUUAUAAUGGCAACUAAUCACAUUGCUGAUCAUUAAUUAGGCAUUUAUAAUAAAAAUGUAGUAAUCAGGUUAUAAUAAUAUUCAUAUAUCUCAUAGGAUAAUUAUUUUUAUGACACUUGAAUUUAUGGUAAUUCUCUUUUAGAUCAUGAUGCUUAGAUCAGUAAGAUAAAUUAGAUAAUUAUUUAUUGACAUUGAAAGAUUGUAAAUGGAGAAUUAAAAUAAUAAUUAAAUCGAAAUCGAAAAAAUGUUAUGA